GUGACACACGGAAGGUUGCAUAAAUUGGGAUGGCAUCGCUGUAACACCCGUCACACAGCUCACCCGCGGCAGUUCAGCGACGGUAACGGUUAGACAGUCAGAGAUGUGGUCAUGGAUCGCGGCGCUGCUCGCGGGGAUCCUCUCCGCGCACCUCGCGCAGCGCCUCUGGUUCCCGUACUUCUGGAAAGACGCGCUGUUUUUAACGAGAGUCAUCCGGUACGGAGCGCGCCUGGAGAUCUACAAACGAACCUCGCGGGUCGUGACGGUCGUGGACAGGUUUGUUCAGCAAGCCCAGAGGAUUCCCGAUAAAGCCUUUCUGAUUUAUGAAGGAGUGACGUACACCUACGGAGAGCUCGAGGAGCGGAGCAACAGAGUCGCGCGCGUCUUUAAAGACGCGGUGAAAAAAGGAGACACGGUGGCGCUCCUGAUGAGCAACGAGCCCGACUUCCUCUCGGUGUGGUUCGGCUUGUGUAAGCUGGGCUGCGCGGUGGCGUUCCUGAACACGAACAUCAGGUCCAGGUCGCUGCUGCACUGCUUCCGCUGCUGCGGGGCCGAGCUGCUGGUGGUCGGAGCAGAUCUGCUGGAGACGUUAGAGGACAUUCUCCCCAGUCUCCAGCAGGACGGGAUCACAGUGUGGUGUAUGAGGCGGGACAGCCCUCGUCCCGGCGUGCACAGUCUGCUGGAUCAGAUGCAGAAGGCUUCGAGGGAGCCCGUCCCAGCCGAGCGCCGCUCCGUCCGCUGCCUCCGGACCCCCACGCUCUACAUCUUCACCUCCGGAACCACCGGGCUGCCCAAAGCUGCGGUCAUCACACAUUUACAGGCCCUGAAGGCAGCAGGAGGGUUUUGGGUGUACGGAGCCACAGGAAGUGAUGUCAUCUACACGCCGCUUCCCCUGUAUCAUAGUGCUGCCUCGCUCGUGGGCAUCGGAGGGACCAUUGAAUUGGGUGCCACCUGUGUCCUGAAGAAGAAGUUCUCAGCCUCUCAGUUUUGGCAUGACUGCAGGAAACACAACGUCACCAUAUUUCAGUAUAUUGGAGAGCUGUGCCGGUAUCUGUGCAAUCAGCCCAUGGUGGAGAAUGAGAAGGAUCACAGGGUGCACAUGGGUGUUGGGAACGGCCUCCGGCAGGACGUAUGGAGAGAGUUCCUCCGGCGCUUUGGGGACAUCCGCAUGUGUGAGAUCUACGGCUCCACUGAAGGAAACCUGUGCUUCAUGAACCACAUUGGCAAGAUCGGAGCUGUCGGACGCUCCAAUUUCUUCUACAAGCUGAUUUUUAAGUAUGAUCUGGUGAAGUAUGACCUGGUCAGAGAGGAGCCUGUGAGGGACCACAGUGGAUUCUGCCAGCAUGUUCAGAAAGGUGAAACGGGGCUGCUGCUGUCUAAGAUCUGCAGUCAGAGUCCCUUCUUCGGUUACGCUGGCAGCAAACAGCUGACGGAGAAGAAGAUCCUGAGAGACGUGUUUGUCAAAGGAGACGCUUACUUCAACACUGGAGACCUGAUGGCUGAGGACGAGGACGACUUCAUCUGCUUCAGAGACAGAGUGGGAGACACCUUCAGAUGGAAGGGUGAGAAUGUGGCGACCACUGAGGUGACCGAGAUCCUGGGACUGGUGGAUUUCAUUCAGGAAGCCAAUGUGUAUGGAGUCCAGGUGCCAGGAAAUGAAGGCCGAGCCGGAAUGGCUGCAGUGAUUGUGAGGCCCGAGUGCAGAUUUGAUGGGAAGAAACUCUUCAGUCACGUUCUCAGAGAACUGCCAUCAUACGCUCGACCUCUCUUCAUUAGACUGCAGGAGUCUCUGGAGAUGACCAGCACCUUCAAGCAGCAGAAGUUCUCUCUGGUGGAGAGCGGCUUCGACCCCUGCAGCAUCAGCGAGCCGCUCUUCUUCCUGGACUACACCGAGAAGAGCUACAUUCCCCUGACCAGCUCCAUCUAUGACAGCAUAGUGAGCGGUCAGAAGAAAGUCUAGCCGAGCCCUUUCAAACACCUCCAUACCUUAGAGAAGUGAUUUAGCUGUCAGACGCUGAAGGACACGCUGUAUAUUUGAUCAGAGUCCGCCGUGAAUUAUUGAUCAGGUACGUCUUUCAGAGCUGCAGACCAUGUCCUUUAGAGAAUACAGAGUUAGUGAAUAUAAAAGAGAGUAAUGGAGAUCUGCUGCGAGUGGAGAUGAGUGCACAGCCUGCUGUCCUGAAACCAUCCGUCUUGUGUAUACGUUGAAGUGUAAUGUUAUGAUUGUGUAAUGCAUAUACACACACGUGCACUUUGAAUAUUUCAAACACACGGCCUGAAGUCUGACUGUGACUCAAACUGCAUUUUUUGCUUUAGUUCUGAAAAUCAUAGAAAGUGAAGGCUUGCUUAUUUUGACCUUGAUUAUUUAUUUUUUUAGCACUUGAAACAUUUGAGAUUCACUGUGAAUUUAAAACUUCACUUUUUCUUCAUUUAUGGAAGUGAAAAAUGAUUAGUUUUUUUAUUAUGUAUCUAAUUAUGAAAUAAUAAAUGACAAUUUUGUUUACAUGCAAUCUAGUUUUCACAAUCAGUUGUUUGUAUGGUGUAAAGCAUAUUAUAAAUGACAGCUGAUUUAAGCACAGAACAAACAUUUCAAACAUUCAUCAUGGUUUUGCUCACACUUGUAUAACGAACACAGACAGACAGUGUGAAGCUUAUUUUAAAUACUGAGGGUUAAAGCCAUAUCAGGACUGCACUGUCUGUAACUCUAACAAUGACUGUAUGUUUGCUAGCACUUAAUAAUAAAACUAAUAAUAAUGUAUACAUACAUUAAAUCAUUUUUAAUU
This is a messenger RNA of Cyprinus carpio (common carp), 2783 nucleotides long. It is a transcript of the gene slc27a6, whose product is annotated as solute carrier family 27 member 6. NCBI's taxonomy places the organism in Eukaryota, Metazoa, Chordata, Actinopteri, Cypriniformes, Cyprinidae. The record is from RefSeq and is a predicted model, not a curated record. Gene Ontology annotation, molecular function: long-chain fatty acid-CoA ligase activity; long-chain fatty acid transmembrane transporter activity.